AUGGGUAAUGUUUGUCUAUUGUACCAUUGCACCCCAAGAAGUUGCUUUUUCCGAACUUCUACUGGAUACUCCACGUAUGUAUUUUAUGGGAAUGUAUCUUCACAGGAGCGGCUGGCAAACGUCCUCGUCCCCACUGAACGUUCGGUGACUCACACAAAACCGUCUUUUCGCAAAACUCCGUCCAGCGGGCACUUAUCCAAAGCUUCAGUUGCACAAAGAACAACUGCCAUUGCUCUCUUCGUCUGCAACAUGCUUUGUUUAUCUGUCUUUGUGCUGGUCAUCUGCAUUUUCCAUUUCUGCCACCGGUUCUCCUCACGUCAUCCAGAUGAUGGCAGAGACUCACGUGGUGUACCGGUACCAAAUAAUCCCAUAGUUUGCUUACUUCCUCUUUGUGGUGAUCUGCUACCUAUCUGUGAUCCUUCAUGUACUGCCUUUUCUGCACACAUUUCCUCGAGAUGUGCCCAUUUACUCUCCGGUGACGGUGCUUUUGCAUUUUCAGCUCUUUCGAUUAUUUGCGUAGUUUUUUGUGUUUGGUCUCAAAUUCUAACUUGUUCUAUCACUCAGUUCUUCUUGUUUCAGUACACGCUUAGGGGUCUAUGGACAGAUUAUUCGUUCGGUUGA
This is a messenger RNA of Dicrocoelium dendriticum, 621 nucleotides long. The record is from the annotation of a GenBank genome assembly. Lineage: Eukaryota; Metazoa; Platyhelminthes; Trematoda; Plagiorchiida; Dicrocoeliidae.